AUGAUGGUUUCUCAUUUCAUAAAUUCCUUAGGCAGUGUGGAUCCCACCAUCAGCACCCAUGCACCCACAAAUGCCCACAACGGCCCAUCACCACCCCCCACCAACGGCAACGAGGAGCCACCAGCACUACUGAAUCUUCGUCUACUACCUUCAGAGUCACGCGGUCACAUAUUAGUCAUGUUUAGUCACAUUUUCCUGUUGAAGAUUCGCGUUCGAAGAGAUCAAGCUAACGAAGCUUUCUUAUAUUUUCCCAUUUUUCCAAAGGAACUUGUUCACUCCCUUCUGCGGCUUUCCGAGAAGGUUGAGACGUUCGUGCUCGUGGUCAUCCAGGGCAUGAGCGGACUCUCGCGUGAUCAGGCUUCUUCCUUCUCUCUAGACUCAGACCUGCAUUUAGGGUCAUCACACCAUUACUCAACCCUUACGUUUGACGUUCGCCAGACUUACUCGCCGUUGAACAGGGUUGCGCAAGCACCAGCACCACCCACUAACGUCGAUGACGGCCCACCAGCAGCAGCCACCGCCAUCCACGAGACGACCAGAACGACAUGUGGACGUGCUGCCUCAUCUGACGGUGACGACGCCCGACAUUGUUGCCAUCCACAUGAGGUGUCAUUUAUUCAUGCCCAGGAUGACGCAAACGACAACAACACGUCCACGGCCCAUCACCACCUCCCACGAGAACUCCCCACCACCCGACGGCACAACACCACAACACAAGACGACAACAGCACAACGAUGACAACGAUGCCGACGACACACCACGUCGACGACGAUACAACACAACAACACAAUGACGACGACCAACAUCACAAUGAUGACAACACAACACGACGCGACACGGAAAUGACUGCCCAUUUAUCAAUACAAUAUGCACAUGCCUAUAUAUGGCAAUAUGACAUCAUCAUGAUCACUUUGAUCCAACAAAGGCUUCGCAUACCCAAUUUCGUGGGGCUAUCUCCAAUGUCACACAUUUGUUUGGAAGUCCGGUCUCGUGACUGGAAAAAGACCGUAACCAGACCGGACCAAGACCGCAAAAGACCGGACCUGCGGUUACGGUCUUUUAUUUUUGAAAUGUAA
Messenger RNA from Laccaria bicolor S238N-H82, 1077 nucleotides. RefSeq lists its product as uncharacterized. The transcript has 13 exons. Bases 1 to 1077 code for a protein of 358 amino acids. The record is from RefSeq and is a predicted model, not a curated record. NCBI's taxonomy places the organism in Eukaryota, Fungi, Basidiomycota, Agaricomycetes, Agaricales, Hydnangiaceae.